UUUAAAGCUUUCGAUCCGAUAGGAAUAACGAACGUUUUGGGAACGCAUUGUAAUUUGUAAUUUUAGUCAGCAUUGGAUGUUCGUAUUUAAGAAACUGUGCGAGGGCUGCAACUAAGUAAAGUAGAAAUAAAGAAGGAAGAAAAGUAAUCCAUUUGUUUAUUCGCAACAUGAACGAAAGACUGGCUAUACUGGCUAUAGAUAUCGUUUUAUAUUGUUCUCUUAUGCCUGAUUUGCCUAUAUGGGCCUUCGUACUUUUGAACUUGCUGACUUUUAAUAAUCCGCUUCAAAGAUUCGCCGUGGUUUUUGCUAACGCCUUUGUCAAGUGGUAUUUACUUCCGUUUUGUGAGGAAUGGAUUGCCAAAAACACAAACGAAGAAACUGAUUAGAAUGUUGUACGCCUCAUUCAGCAAUCAUAAUCUCAAGAUGUCUAAAAUUAAACAAAACUAAACUUAAUAGUCCCAAAAGACACCUAAGGGAAAUAUGGUAAACUGAAUAUACUGUAAAAUAAAUGUAAAAAACUAAA
Molecule: messenger RNA, 523 nt
Organism: Drosophila subpulchrella
Lineage: Eukaryota; Metazoa; Arthropoda; Insecta; Diptera; Drosophilidae
Exons: 2
Coding region: 168-386 (72 amino acids)
Source: RefSeq, a predicted model, not a curated record